Myripristis murdjan (pinecone soldierfish) is the source of this 2436-nucleotide messenger RNA. RefSeq names its product timeless interacting protein (gene tipin). Lineage: Eukaryota; Metazoa; Chordata; Actinopteri; Holocentriformes; Holocentridae. The record is from RefSeq and is a predicted model, not a curated record. The transcript has 8 exons. Gene Ontology annotation, molecular function: DNA binding. Bases 150 to 1163 code for a protein of 337 amino acids. Gene Ontology annotation, cellular component: nucleus; replication fork protection complex. Gene Ontology annotation, biological process: replication fork arrest; DNA replication checkpoint signaling; DNA damage response.
AACUUUUCUCCUCAUUUGGUGUGGUGACAGUUGGCUAGUAGGCAGGUUUUGGCGCGGGCUUGUAGCCUCAGUCAGUAGCUAACAACAUUAGCAGCAUAGUGUUCCUCUCUUCUAGCUACAGGCGGCUACUCCUGAAGCUUACCGACUUCAUGUGUUUCAAGCCUCUCUCGUUCCAUGGACUCUGGUGCCACGAGCUUGAUCCAAUGGAAGACGGCCUUUUUGACAUGCCUCACUACGACCACACAGAGGAUGAACCUUUCCCACCUCUCCCACCACCCCACUCCCCAGGCCAGGGAGCAGGAGAGGAAGCCGACCCUUUUGAAAACGGUGACGGAGAGGGCGAAGUGUCCAAACUGGCCGAGGUUCCUGCUGCCAAAAGGACGGCAGUCAAGAGACCACAGCCCAAGCUGGAUUCCCAGAGGCUGACAUCAGACAGAGGACUUCCAGCUCUGCGCACGCUGUUCGAUAAUGUGCAUUUCAAAGGCAAGGGCCAUGAGGCAGAGGACCUGCGGCUGCUCAUGCAGAAGAUGGAGAACUGGGCCCACAGGCUGUACCCCAAACUGCAGUUUGAGGACUUCAUUGACAAAGUGGAGAAGCUCGGCAGCAAAAAAGAAGUUCAGACUUGUCUCAAGCGAAUACGACUGGACAUGCCGCUGACACAUGACGAUUUCAUCAGUAGAGAUGAUGAGGAGGCAGCAGCCCCUGCACCACAGGUCUUCCAAGACCCAGACCCAUUUGGUGGAGGGGGCUUCCCUGAUCACCUGCAAGGUCCUGUCCACUCCACCCCGGCCCCCGCUGCCCCAGCCCUGACUGAGGAGCAACGCAAACGCAUGGAGCUGAACAGACAGCUGGCCCUGGAGAAGAGACUGGCCCGCAAGCAGCAGCAGCAGCAGCAGCACACAGAUGUAUCAGACUCCCAGCCUUUGUCCUCAUCAGCAGACCAAGCCUCGGCCAGCUCCCUGUCACUGUCCCAGUCCCAACCACACCAUGCGCACGAGGAUUCAGACCCGGAGCGAAGCAGCAGGUCACAACAGCCCAGUCAAGCUCCAGUCAAAGACUCGGAGCUUUCCUCGGACUUGCUGCAGAGCGCUGAAGAGGAGAGCAGCCUCAGCGUGGCCCCUGCACUCCACAGUGGCUGCCAGGAGGGCACUGGAGCCGUCUGAGUUCAGGACCACCAACUGAGCCCAUAAGGCUUUCUGUAAUGAACUGGACUUGACAUGUGGACUGCUCUCUUCAAAGAGCCAAACCAGCCUCAAAAGUUUAAAUACACAUUUUCUGUUAUCCUCCUGCCUUGGCGGCUAGACUGGUGCAGAUUUCCUUGUAGCUGGAGAAAUGUUCUGACCUGUCAUGCUUGACUUACUUCACCACAGGCUAAUUUUAUGUCACACAAUCAGGAACGCUGUGACAUUCAGGGUCUUUGUCGUAGUGUGCUGAAAAUUCCCAGUUUGUCUGUGGGACCAAAUUGACCACUUAUCCCUGAAGGAAGGGGCAGGUGCUAAAAAUGGGGAAAGCUUUUUGGAGCUGUGUGACAGAUUUCCAGAAUUAGGCCUAGAUAGCACCUGUAUUGUGUAGACAUCUUUUCUCGUUCACAUAUUCUGUCAAUAUCAGAAGUUUGGACAGGUUGUUUCCUUAAGGGUAUGCUCCUUGUAACACGGAUGCCCAAAUGAAUACUGAAAAGACUCCAGCUGCCUUUGGGAUAUCAAUGUACAUUAUCAUUGAUUGGCUGAAUUUGAGGCUAGCCAGAGUUGUACUGCAACACAUGCGCUGUAAUUAGACUACACCAAAUGAGAUUUUUCCACCAUUCAGGCACAUCAAAAUGCAGUGGUAGUGCAAACACUGCUGCAAUGUCACAUGCUUGCCAUUUAAAAGGCUAAAACAGGAAAAUAUACAUUCCCUCCAAGUUAAACCUUCUAUACAGUUUGGAGACUUGAUCAGGGAUUGUGAGCAAGUUUUUUUUUGCCCUCUAGGGAAGUUUGAGAAUGUAAAUGUGUUGUGAAAAAAGAAGAGAGUUUUAAAAGGAGAUCUGUAAUUAAUGCAGAUGGUCAGGAAAAGUCAAGCUAAGAGGGGCAGACAAUGGCCAAAUUUCCAGCAAUUUACUACAAGGGAAGUCAAUGAGGAGAGACACAAUGUACCAUGUAAUUCUCCAGUUGACUUCCUGUUAGCUGACCUUGUUCUAAUCACUGGGUCCCAGUGCCUUUGGAUCCAGGGUUUUUCUUACUGUUGAGCCACUACUUGAAACUUUUUAUCUUCAAGAAAGCACUGCCUGUGCCUAAAAAUGUUUUCAAUAAACCAUUUUCUUUGUAUGUGUUUUGAGAUGGUGAUCAUCAUCCUCAGUGCUGAUUUUAAAUCAAAGUACAGUUCUUCACUUAUUAUAUAUUUCUGUCCCUCUUGAACAUGUUUGUCAAAGUUCUGAUAAAUAAAUAUAUCUACAGUCCA